AUGGGGCACCUCAGGGCCUGGGUUCCUUGCCUUCUCCUGGCCUCCAGUGCCUCCACCGCGCCCGCGGCCGCGGCCGCGGCCGCGGACGUCUCCGUGAACUUCUCGGAGGUGAUCCGGACCUCGCGCACGCUGACUACGCUGCAGGUGGUCUCCAACCCCAUCCUGGACCGCACCCUGGUGGCGCCCAAUGGAACUUCUUUCCCGAAUCCCAUUCACGACGCUGCCUGGGGCUCCUUGAAGGCUUUGCAGGCCGACUUGGUACGCUUUGUGCCCUGGUAUCCCUAUCCCAAGAAGAGCGUUGCCGAGCUGGAUGCCCCCACGCCCACCAAGACUUCCUGGAAUUUUACAAGCAUCCUACCGCAGCUGGAGGACUUCAUGGACGCUGUGUAUGGGCAGAACCACACCGUCGUUCUCAACUUUGCAACCCAACCUUGCUGGCUUUUCGGGGAUGCUCAGAACAGAACCCAGAACUGCUCGUACCCAUCCAAUCCGGACGAGUCGUUCCGCGGGUAUGUUCGCGGCAAUCGUAAGAACCUCCUGGAUCCGAGCGGCAAAACCAUGGCCUCGUACUUUGCACGGCUGUUGUCUUAUCUCGUGAAGGGCGAGUUUGUAGACGAGAACGGCGUCAAGCACACGGGGGGGCCAGCUUACACCCGCUUCAACCGCCAGAAUGGACACGUCUGGGAGUUGUUCAACGAGGGCGAGCACGCCUACAAUGCCGAGCAGUAUACUCACGACUAUGAUGUGAUUGUUCCUGAAAUGAUUAAGGCCGUUGGUGGCCCCGACCAUGCACCAGCCUUUAUGGGACUUGGUGGUGUCUCCCCAGAUUGGGUUCCGCCCUUUCUGAAUCGCAGCAAUCAUAGCUUGCCUGCUCCUCCAAUCGAUUACAUCUCCGUGCACCACUAUGCGUCCUGCUCGAAUCGCACAGAUCCCUCUACCUACUCUGCCGGCUUCUUCGGCAACUUCGCUGCAUGGAUGAAGUCCUUCAAGGAGACGGUGAUGGCAACGCGCGAUGCCUCCUCGUUUCCCAAAGUCAAGCUUGAUCUGGAUGAGCUAGGCGUCAUCAUGCCAGAUGACAACAACCCGAAUCGCGGGAUCGAUGCGGACCUUCCUGACAUCUACUGGAAUGCGGCUGGGGCCCUGUACGCAUAUGUCUUUGCAAGCCUGGCGCCUCUGGGCGUUGAGGUCCUGGGCCAAUCUCAGUUGGCUGGCAGCCCAAAGAUCCCCGAGUGGGGGAUCCCGCUCCCGCAGUUUCCCAGCGUCAGCUUGCUGGACUGGAGAACGGGCCUGGGCAACGCGCGGUACUGGGUGCUGAAGCUCCUGAUUGAAGAGUUUGCGCCCGGUGAUUCCUUGGUUGCCACGCGGUGCCAUCAAGGCCAGCCGGAGAAAACUCCCGAGCUGAGUUGCCUGGGUGCCCUCACAAAGGACGGGUCUCAGAAGCUUCUGAUCGUAAAUCACCUGAACGCCAUUCAGCCGGUGCAGUUGAGCGGCUUCGGGGCCGGCGGCGUGACCUUGAAAAUCGUUGAUCCCAAGUCUGUGCAGGUGGCAAGUUCCCAGGGCAUCCGGAGCUCGUCUCAGGAUGCCAGCAAGCCACUCAGCUUAGAAGCCUUUGCAGUGGUGGUGGCAUCCCGUGCCGCUUCAUCGGCCAUCUUCGUAUGA
Molecule: messenger RNA, 1659 nt
Organism: Symbiodinium natans
Lineage: Eukaryota; Dinophyceae; Suessiales; Symbiodiniaceae
Source: the annotation of a GenBank genome assembly